This is a messenger RNA of Plasmodium falciparum 3D7, 411 nucleotides long. The record is from RefSeq and is a predicted model, not a curated record. Lineage: Eukaryota; Apicomplexa; Aconoidasida; Haemosporida; Plasmodiidae.
AUGAAAUUGAGCAACUUAUUUUACGUUUUUGCCCUCCUCAUCAGCAUGAACGUUUUCGUUCCAGGAUUUAUGAACGUAUUAGGGAAAAAUGUUAAUGUUGAUAGCAUAGUCAUGAGUAAAAUUGACGAGAUGCAAAAGAAAAAACAACAACAAAAAAUAAUAAUGAUAUCUACUGUUGUUACUGGUCUUGCUUUACUCUUAGGUAGUGCUUUAGGUUUUGGUUAUCUUAGUAAAUCUAAUAAAAAACCAGAAGUAUCAGGUGACGAAAAAGAUGAAAGCAAAAAAGUAGAUGCAGGAAAAAAUAACAAAGAAUCCAAAGCUGAUAAAUCUGAAGAAAAAUUACACAAAUCAGAUGAUAGAGAAAGUAAAUCAUCUUCAUCAAAAUCUACAGCAGUACCCACUACUGUUUAA